CCUUGUCACUUGUUUUUAUAUGUAUUUCUUGUCCUGUCCUUUGUCCGCAGUCAAUGAUGUAAAGAUACAAUGGGUUCGCCUCCUUCUCCUCAUUAUUGUACUGAUCUUUUCUAACUUUUUUUCUUUUCAAUAAAGCUUAUAAGAACCACAAGUGAAUUUUUAGACAGAAUUUGCGCUCCUUCACGAUUCUAUUUUAUUCAUACGUAGAAAUCCUGUUUAACCUUUUCAGGGUAAAAGUUCUAUCGUUUCUUACUUUUCUUCUUUCAUUUCUAUGAAAAACUAUAAGAAUUUGAAGCAAUAACAAUUCUGACGGCAACCCUAAUGUCAGUAAAUAAAUUCUUUCCAACUGACUUUAGUCAAAACUAGGGUUUUAGAAAACUGAAAAUGACACAAAUGAACAUUAUAUCGUUAAGUUCAGCAGGACCGAACACCUCAAUGUCUCAAAUGAUGUAUCUCCCCCUCCCUCUCUCCCAAUAUAAGAAGAUCAACGUGGUCUUCUAUUUUGGCAAGCAGCUCAAGUCAAGUUUUGGCCAAAAGUCAUGGAGAGGAUCUCUAGAAAAAAUGAUAAGACAUAGUCUUCGAUUAUGAAGAAGAGAAAUUACAUUUAAUUCUGUUAAUGACUACAAAUCUUUUAAAUUGGAACUCUCUUUAGAAUAGCGAUAUAAAAGAUAAACUAAUCAUGUGAAUUUAUACCAUUGUAGAAGUAAGUCAGUUCAAUGUGCGCUGCAUUAUUUACAAACGCCGAAGAGAAUUUAUUACCCACUGGUAAUAGUGACAAGCCGUACGCAAACGCGUCUUUAUCCAUAGAAACUUUGGAUAAUCAUUGUACAAGACGAUCUGUAUUUGAAUUAAACUUACUUUGUAGUCACACAGAUAUAUUUGAACAAACUGUACGAUCGCAGAAUGAUACAGAAGUACCAAACAUGGGUCAAUAUUUUAAGACGAACAAUUCACAUACGGUUGGACCAGUACAAAUAUACAAAACAAAUCAUAAUGAAAAACGAAUUAGUGUACAGGAACAAUCGUAUUAUAAUACUGUUCAUCCUACCAAAUAUUCAAUACGUGGUAAUACUUACAAUGUUGGAACAUCAUACUAUCAUUUAGAUAAAAUUGCAGAUAAUGUUGUAUCAGCAUUACAUCGAUUAUCCAAUGAAGAAGUAGCGAUUAAAAAGCUUGAACUUGAUCUAUCAGGUUCUGAAUUAGAUAAAUUAAAAUUUUGGAAAAAUGCAUAUAAAGAAAUGAAAAUAUUAAAUACAUUAAAUCAUAAUAAUAUAAUUAAAUUACGUGAUGUUAUUUUACGAGACGAUCUAAAUGAAAUAUAUUUAGUACAAGAUUUAAUGGGUCAUGAUUUAUCUAAAAUAAAACAUAAAUUAACAAUAGAUAAUAUAAAACAUUAUAUGUAUAAAAUACUAAAAGGAAUUAAAUAUAUGCAUUCAAGAAAUGUUAGUAAGUAUGAAAAGACACCUGUUGAGAAAACGGGUACCCCGAUCAAAAAUUAG
Didymodactylos carnosus is the source of this 1499-nucleotide messenger RNA. NCBI's taxonomy places the organism in Eukaryota, Metazoa, Rotifera, Eurotatoria, Philodinida, Philodinidae. The record is from the annotation of a GenBank genome assembly.